GUCAUUUUUUUCUUACAAAAAAAAAUUGCCGUAAACAUUAACGCACGUGGGGCUGUCAAUUAUUAAGACAAAAUUUAAUAGUAGAUCUCAAUUGUUGUUUAAACAAUCAUUGAAAAUGAAAGUUGAUGGAAUUAUUGAAGAAGUGGUAAUUGAGCCCGGGAAAAUUCAACCAAUAAUUGUUAAUUUUCAGAAUGGACAACUGAAAGACACAGAAGCGAGAAAAAUGAAGUCAGGAAUAUUUCACGAUGAGAAAAAAAAUAAAACAGUUCUGGCAAUGUCAAAUGGUCAAGUUGUGUACCGAGGAUAUCGUCCAGACCCCACGAAAGAGCUGACGUACACGAUGCUGGCAAUUCACAACAGAAAAACUGGUAAAAUUCGUCUUAUUCAGGCAGAGAGAUGGCAAGUUGCUCCAGUCCUGGAUCGAGAGCCAGAGAGAAACGACGAGAUCGAUGGAAAUCGACUGAUGAUGCUGAACAGAACAUUUGGAUCUAAAAAAGUCAAACGAAGGACUGAACAGUACGAGAAGAUGAAAGUCAAUGUCGAGGCAGUCCAGCAGCAGCUGGAGGACACCGUCUCCAAGGUGGAAAUUGACAGAGACGAUUUGACACCUAAAAUUGAGGAUCAAUCAACAGCAGAUCUGCCCCCAUGCAACAGAGAUGCUACACUCGUUGAAGAUGUUUAUAGUCUUCACGAUAUCAUUCCCAAGGACCUUCUCAAAACCCUGCAAUCUCAGAUUGAAUAUAUUGAAACCCAAGAGAGAACAUCGGAAUUCUACCUGCGAACAUUGAGAGCCAUCAAGGCCAGCCCCCAAAGCGAGAAGAAGAUCGCAAUACUGGAGUUUAUUUACUCAAUCGUCACCUGGUUGAGUUUGCCAUUGAAAGACGCGAAGAAGAAGACCAACGAAAUUUGUCCAGUGUCUCCAGAAGUUUCUCAACAUAUUCUAGAAACGUACAGCGUGAAUAGUACAUCAGGAAGGUUACGACCAGCAAGUGUCAGAGACAAGGCCUUGAUCCACUGCAUAAUUCUCUCCCUGAUGAUAUCAGGAUUUAAAUUAGAUCUGGAGAUGUUUGGAAGUCUCAUAACAGGUCGACUAGGAUUGAAAAAGCUUCUGGAGCUAGCGAGAAUAGUCGGUGCAAUGCCAACGAAAAAUGACAAGCGGCUAGUGAUGCUGAGGGUGCCAAUGCCCUCGGCACCGACCCUCGUCCACAGAGGAAAGAGAAAAACCAUGUAAUAAUUAUUAAACGCAUUAAUUUUCUGCUCUUUCAACGACACCAAUAAACAAUAAAAUAUUUCUAAUGCACGAAUUUUUAUCAAGUCAUUUGUGUUUGCUUCACAUUAUUCUAAUUCUCAGAAUAAUGACUCG
Molecule: messenger RNA, 1363 nt
Organism: Fopius arisanus
Lineage: Eukaryota; Metazoa; Arthropoda; Insecta; Hymenoptera; Braconidae
Gene: Polr1E
Product: RNA polymerase I subunit E
Exons: 5
Coding region: 116-1231 (371 amino acids)
Biological process (GO): RNA polymerase I preinitiation complex assembly; DNA-templated transcription; transcription elongation by RNA polymerase I
Cellular component (GO): RNA polymerase I complex
Molecular function (GO): DNA binding
Source: RefSeq, a predicted model, not a curated record